Messenger RNA from Osmerus eperlanus (European smelt), 3486 nucleotides. It is a transcript of the gene eva1aa, whose product is annotated as protein eva-1 homolog A. Gene Ontology annotation, molecular function: carbohydrate binding. The transcript has 8 exons. The coding region runs from base 170 to 1636 and encodes 488 amino acids. Lineage: Eukaryota; Metazoa; Chordata; Actinopteri; Osmeriformes; Osmeridae. The record is from RefSeq and is a predicted model, not a curated record.
CUGUCCCGAGCCCUCGUCCCUACCUUAGUCGUCCUGAAAUGGAAUGAUGAGGAGAGUCAGAGCACGAACCAUGGGACAGAGCAUCUACUGCUUAUGACGCAGAUCCUAAACGCCACGCGCCUCCUGGACCUUUUUUGGAGAAACUCCGCAACUUCUUAAUGUUUCAAGGAUGUUCUUCCCAGAUGGGAGUCUCUCAGCUAUCAAUUAUGCGCUCGUGUUGGGAAUAACGUGCCUCACCGUCUUCUGCAACUUCACCAGAAGUUCCUCCGAGUUUUCAGGUUACCUGUCCAAAGUGUUGAGGAACUACACCGAGCAGGCGUGUGACGGAGACAUCCUGUCUGUGCGCUGCCCGCCCCGCACCACAAUCACCGUCCAAACAGCUUUCUACGGCAGGAGAGGCCCCUCCCACCCCCUGCAGUGCCCGGCCUAUCACCAAGCCUUCACAGAGACACGCCCACGAGAGGAUGACUCACACUGUUCUGUGUCUACUGCCCUGCAGAAGAUGUUGGAUGAGUGCCAGGACAGGAGGAGCUGUCAGGUUGUGGUUAACAGCCGUCUCUUCGGGACAGACCAGUGUCCUGGCAGCCCCAGCAGACACCUCACUGUGGGCUACAAGUGCAGGCCUUACGAGUAUAAGAGCAAGGUGGCGUGUGAGGAGGAGAGGAUGAAGCUGAGCUGCAAGCAGGGCAUGCAGAUCGCUGUCUACUCCGCCAUGUUUGGACGGACCCAGCAGGGCAUCCUGGAGUGUCCUCCCCACCACUGGAGGGCGCCGUCCGUAGAUUGCCAGUCGGGCGUGUCUCUCGAGGUCUUGACGGCCCGUUGCCAGGGGAGGAAGAGCUGUUCGGUUCGAGUGUCCACAAGGGAGUUUGGAGACCCGUGUUAUUCCGGGACAAGGAAGUACCUCAGUGUCAUCUACACCUGUGUCCCAAAGAAGCUUCUCCAGGACCCCUCUCCCAGGCCCGUGUACCCCCGUCCACCCCAUGCCCAUGACCCCAAUGUGGUUGGAGACAGCGCCCCGCCAGAUGGGAGCUCACUCAUAACCCCUGACACAGUGCCAGGAAAGAAGAAGAGAGGGAGGGAGUCUGGCUCCUACUCUGAGGAGGAGAAGACUUCUGCAGGAGGAGGAGGAGGAAGAGGAGGUGUGGAAGAGAGCCCCCCCCGCCCUCCAGACAUGCACCCCGUCAUCAACACCACAGCCGGCAGCUCAAGAAUGGCUCUCAUCAGCAAUGCCCUGGCAGCAUACACCUUCAUAGCAGAUCACCCGGAGAGAGCUGCCCUGUUCUUCGUGUGCGGGGUGUGUCUGGGUCUCUUCCUCACCCUCUUCGCCCUGGUGCUCCAGAUCUCCUGUCGCACCGACUGCCAGCCUCGCAAACGGCCGCCCGCCAAAAAGCGAACGAGGCCCGCCGACUCGUCCUCCGACUCCAGCGACUCCGACUCGGACUGGGACACCACCUCGGACCUGUCGGCGCGGAGGCACCGGCGAUUCGAGCGCACGCUCAACAUGAACGUGUUCACGUCGGCGGAGGAGCUGGAACGGGCGCAGCGCCUGGAGGAGAGGGAGAGGAUCAUACGAGAGAUCUGGAUGAACGGACAGCCCGACAUCCCCGGGACGCGCAGCCUCAACCGUUACUACUGAGGUGGAACCGCAGAAGGACCGCAAAUGGGCCACAGAUGGACCACGGGGGGACGGCAGGGGAAGCGGUCGAUGACAGAGCUUUUGUUACUUGAUAUGCUUAGGCGUGCAAAUGCAAACAUGGACCAUGGAAGGACCGAUGGGGUCUAGGACAGGGCCCCGGACCGCUGAGAACCACGAGGGGUGGAACCACACUUGGGAGCAGAAUAUGUCUGCCUGUGUGUGUGUGUGUGUGUGUCUGUCUCCCUGUCUGUCUGCCUGCUUGUCUGUUGUGUGUCUUUCUGCUUUUCUGUGUGUGUGUCCGUCUGCCUGUCUGUCAGUGUCGUGUGGUUCCUAUUAUCAAGACCUCUCUGUGUUUUCACUGUGGAUAUAAGCUCCUCCCCCCUCCGUCUGGUAAGCUUGGCCAGAAGCCUGCCCCUCAUUGGUUAAGGCAAAGGUGAAAGGUCAUUCAGUGCACUGCCAUCGACCCUAACCAGACCUUCUGGAAGCAGAGGUUCAUGGGAUACCUUCCGCAGACACGAGCAGAGCGGUGCAGACUGAAAGCUGACUGAAUACACCACCUUAUUUCAGUACAUACUUAUACUGAGAGCUGAACAACAUUUACAGACUAGAAAGAUCUUGCAGCUUUGCUUAACAAUCACUCACCCUCCAGUAUUCAGACACACAGAAGAGUUUUGGAGAGUUCUUAAUGAAACCGUACAGUAGGAUGAAAUAACCGGAUAGCCGGACAGACUGACGCUGAUGUUGCAGACAAUCGUAGUAGAUAACCAUGGUUCAACCAUGCUGACUUUGGAACUUUUGAACCACAAGUUGUUGUUUUUGGAAUUCAUCUCAGCCCUUAUAAAAUCUAUUUUAUAAUAUUUAAUAGUUUUUAUUGUUGUGUAUUUUUAUUGUGUUUUUUUUUCUUCCUUUAUGGUCAUAAUGAGAUAUUUUUAUACUGUUGUUGCGAUUCUUGUCUGGCACCUCAGGGACCCAACCCUAGUGAUAAUGUGUCUGGUCGUUGUCUUGUUUCCUAAGAAGGGGAUCAGUCCAUCGUUACAGAUGUGUCAGCGUUUAUAAGAAGAUAAGCAAACAUUAAGCAAAAGCCUCAAAGAGGUCUAGUGAUUAAGCUUAUUUUUGAUAUGUUAUAUUAUGCACAGUGCAGUGCCUUAUCAAGCUAGUAAACAAUGUCAAUUGGAGUCCAUAAAUUUGUCAAGCUAUCAAUAGUUAACUAACUUAUCAGUCAGUUUGUUCUGGUCUGGUUUUGUGUGUGCGUGUCUGUGUGUGUGUGCGUGAGUGCGUGCGUUUGUCUGUUUAUGUGUGCGUGGGUGUGCAUGUGUACGUGCGUAUGUGUGUGGUGUGUUCAGUAUGUGUCCACUCUGCCAAAUGGGCUUGUUUUUUAAGUAGUAUCAAUUUGCCGAUGGCUUUGUCAAACAUUGCACUUGUUAUCCUGCAGGAAUGGAAAAACAUAUUACCAGAUCAUUACCAGAUCAUGCCAACUGGGUACCAGUAGAUGCGCCCUGUAAAAGUUAUGUGGUCAUCAGAAGACUAUAUUAUUGACCCUCACAGGACACCAUAGCUCCCUUUGUCAUCAUGUUGUCAUAUAAGCUAUUAUACAUCCAGUUGUGUUGCACUGCACUGGAUUCAACCCUCAGUUUUCCUGAGAAGUGUGGGAUUGUCUUGGCUGAGAGAAGAGUUGAGAACAGAGUGCGUUAAGGUUUAUCUAGCCACUCUCAUACUGCCUCCCAUGAAUGGGAUUACUAUUGAGGUUUUGUGUUUCAGUUUGAAUGGGAUUAUAUAAUAUGCCAAUAGCUGGUGAGUGAGACCAACAUUUGACUCCUGUGCUUCAAAUAAACCAUGUUGAAAAUGUAGAA